AUGAAUUCCCUCAGCUUAAGUCCAAUCAACUUCAAGUCUAAUUUGGGACACGUCAUGGUCGGAUGUGAUGCUUAUGAUGCUCAUAAAACUUGCAGUGUUCAUUUCAAAGAAUUUUACUGUCUGGCACUCGCUUCUGUUAAUAGGGUCACAACUCACAAGUCGUGUUGUUUUGAUUUUUCAGCGUUGACCUCGAGGAAUUUGGUCCAAAACUUAAGUUGA
Clunio marinus is the source of this 219-nucleotide messenger RNA. The record is from the annotation of a GenBank genome assembly. NCBI's taxonomy places the organism in Eukaryota, Metazoa, Arthropoda, Insecta, Diptera, Chironomidae.